Messenger RNA from Lolium perenne, 826 nucleotides. RefSeq names its product 1-aminocyclopropane-1-carboxylate oxidase homolog 1-like. The record is from RefSeq and is a predicted model, not a curated record. NCBI's taxonomy places the organism in Eukaryota, Viridiplantae, Streptophyta, Magnoliopsida, Poales, Poaceae.
AGGCUUGGCCAUCCCGGUUAUCGACCUUGGUGGUGACUCGUCGUGGACACCAUCCCAGCGAGCAGAAGUUGUGGGCAGAGUGAAGGCAGCCACGGAGACGGUGGGCUUCUUCCAGGUGGUGAACCACGGCGUGACGAAGGCGGCCAUGUCGCAGAUGCUGGCUGCAGUGAGGAGCUUCCACGAAGAGUCAGGUGAGGCGAAGAUGCCGUACCACACGAGGGACCGGGGCAGGCACGUGCGGUACCACAACAACUUCGAUCUCUUCCAGUCGCCGGCGGCUAACUGGCGCGACACCCUGUACGUGGAGAUGAUGCCGACGGGGCCGGCGCCCAAUGAGAUCCCGCCGGCGUGCAGGGGCAUCAUGGAGGAGUGCACAAGUCUGGUGCAGGGUGUGGGCGGCACGGUGCUGGGGCUGCUGUCGGAGGCGCUGGGCCUCCAGCGUGGGCACCUGGAGCAGGAAGUCGGGUGCCUGGGGGGGCUGGUUGUCGUGGGCCACUACUACCCUGCAUGCCCGGAGCCGCACCUGACCAUCGGCACCACCAGGCACACCGACCCGAGCUUUUUCACAGUGCUCCUCCAGGACGGUGUCGGUGGCCUCCAGGUGCUCCUUCGGGACGGCGGCUGGGUGGAUGUGCCUGCCGUGCCCGGCGCGCUGGUCGUCAACAUCGCCGACUACCUGCAGCUCAUCUCCAACGACAGGUUCAGGAGCGUGGACUACCGCGUGCUGUCCAAGAGCGUGGGGCCUCGUGUCUCGGUGGCCUGCUUCUUCCGAACGCACGGCGAGGCUGCGUCCAGGAGGGCGCAAGUUUUAAAUAGCCGGCUAUAG